Molecule: messenger RNA, 5680 nt
Organism: Pieris brassicae (large cabbage white)
Lineage: Eukaryota; Metazoa; Arthropoda; Insecta; Lepidoptera; Pieridae
Product: anoctamin-1-like
Exons: 21
Coding region: 285-3362 (1025 amino acids)
Biological process (GO): chloride transmembrane transport
Cellular component (GO): plasma membrane
Molecular function (GO): protein dimerization activity; chloride channel activity
Source: RefSeq, a predicted model, not a curated record
UCUUAAAUCUUAAUUUUAUUUAAAACAAAUAUCAUUAUAUUAUUAAGUAGUAGCAAUUGUUAAGUUAUAAUUUUAAAAUAACAUUUUCUUGUCAGAUUUAUUAAGUUAUUCAAAAUUUAGCUCGUUAUUUUAAUUAUAACAUCUUCAUUGAAUAUAAAGAGAACUUUGUUCAUAUUCUGGUGACUAAUCGCAUUUCGUCUUACUCCAUCUCCAGCAAGGCUGACUCUGAACUAAUGAGGAUGGCAUAUUAAAUCUUAUUUUUUAAAAUACGAGUUAUAGUUGUGAUGUCCGACGGCGAUCCAUCUCUCGAAGAAGACAUUCCCAAACCAUUACUCGAAAGACCAGAAGAAAAUGUGUUUUCCCCAAAGAUCACUACGCCAAUAUAUGCGGGCAGUGUAAAGCUACAACACAAGCUAUCAGAUUCAGGAGAAACUGAAUCAUUUCUAUCGGAUGCUCAACGGAACGACCUCGCUUUUCAACAACUCUUUCAAAAUGGAGAUGAGAACUUUCACGAAAGGGAGAAGGAGAUGCAAGGGAGGAUGGCCGAUCUUCAGGCCAUGUCGGUUCUCAGCAUGUACCAAGAUAAUCUUUCACAGGAUAUGAAUAUAGAUAGAGAUGAUAGCGAAGCUUCAACAAAAACCGCAGAGGAAUGUGGUUGUGGGCCAACAUUGCCUGAUUCGGCCAACAAUAAUAGUAAAUCCACUACCAAUCAUUGCUCGAUUGUAAUGGGUGGAAUUCUAAACAAUCCUUCACUAUCUUUCAAUGACGGUGUACGUUCUGUGGACUUCGUGUUAGUAUGGGAAGCGGGAAAAGAAGAUGCGACAUCGAGGGAAGCUUACGAACAAAGGAAAGUUUUUGAACAGAAUCUCGAAAAUGAGGGGUUACAUCUAGAGAGGGAGGCCCCUGAAAAUCUACACGGAUUGCAUUUUAUCAAAAUUCACGCGCCAUUAUCUGUACUUAGAGAUUAUAGUGAGAUAUUAAAACUAAGGAUGCCAAUGAAGGAUUGCAGUAAGAUACGGAAAAGUGGGCGGACGAAUGCGAUACUGAGCGCUGCCUUGUAUAUGUCUAAGUUUUCAGUUCUAAAAGAUGCACCAGAGAAAACAAACUCUUUCCUAGAUCGUAUGGACGCAUGGUGGGACGGAAUUAUGUCAAAUAUAAGAGUGGACCCGAACCUCUUCCCUGAAAGAAAGCAUCGACUCACUGCCAUUUAUUCAAAGGAUAAGGAGUAUUUAUUCGACACGACAUCGGAUUGUUUCUGGACACCGUCGAUAAGAUCUCGUAUUGUGCAAUUUAUUCUGGAUCGAAAAAAAUUCUCGGAUUCCCCGACGGAUGACUUCGCGUUCGGGGUUGCUAGGCUCAUAUCAAACAACGUAUACAGCGCAGCGUAUCCUUUACACGAUGGUGAUCUUAAAACGCCGGGCUCAAUGCGUCACCUGCUGUAUACAGAGUGGGCGAGUGUCUCAAAGUGUAUCAAAUAUCAACCACUCGACUACGUCAAGGAUUACUUUGGAGUUAAAAUUGGGCUUUACUUCGCAUGGCUGGGGUUCUACACACACAUGCUUAUUCCGGCGUCACUUGUGGGUCUCAUAUGUGUAAUAUAUUCAGCUGCUACUAUGUUUUCUGAUAAACCGAGUGAUGACGUAUGCAAAUACAACUCGUCGAUAAAGAUGUGUCCACAAUGCGACUUCCACUGUGACUUCUGGGAUCUGAAGGCCACCUGCCUCCAGUCAAGGAUAACGUAUCUCUUUGAUAAUUCUACAACGGUGUUUUUUGCGAUAUUCAUGAGUUUUUGGGCGGCCUGCUUCCUCGAACUGUGGAAGCGAUAUUCGGCAGAAAUGACGCAUCGUUGGGAUUUAACUGGCUUCGACGUUUACGAAGAACAUCCAAGGCCACAAUAUUUAGCACGGCUUGCGCACGUCAAAAGGACCCAGCUAAACGUAGUGACCGGUGAGAGAGAACCAAUGGUGCCGUUCUGGCGUAUGCGUCUUCCAGCAGCACUGAUGUCAUUUAGUGUGGUAGCUUUACUGGUGUUACUGGCUCUAGCGACGGUAUUAGGAGUGGUGUUAUAUAGGAUGUCCCUUCUCGGCGCCUCGAUAUUCCGGGAGCAAGACCCGAACUCCCUGAUCGCAUACAGCCCUAUAAUGUUCACUUCUGCCACAGCUGCCUGUAUAAAUUUGGUGUUCAUUUGUAUUUUUAAUUAUAUAUACCAAUACCUAGCGGAAAGGCUAACAGAGAAGGAACUGUUAAGAACUCAAACGGAGUUUGACGACUCGUUGACAUUAAAGAUAUAUCUUUUACAAUUUGUCAACUAUUACGCGUCCAUUUUCUACAUAGCGUUCUUUAAGGGCAAGUUUGUAGGACGACCGGGGGCUUAUAUGCGACUGUUUGGUCAGAGACAAGAAGAGUGUUCACCUGGUGGUUGUUUCCUCGAACUCUCCAUCCAGCUGGCCAUCAUCAUGGUGGGGAAGCAGUUUAUCAACACCAUUGUUGAGAUGAUGAUGCCCUAUCUGCUUAAGUGGUGGAACAUUAUACGUGCAAUCGGCAGGAAAAACACGAUAAAGAGCUCUCUGCGGUGGGUGAAGGACUUUAAGUUGGUUGACUUUGGGAAUAUGGGUCUGUUCCCCGAGUAUUUAGAAAUGGUAUUACAAUAUGGUUUCGUGACGAUAUUUGUGGCGGCCUUUCCUCUAGCGCCAUUGUUUGCGCUCAUCAACAACGUAUUGGAGAUGAGGCUGGAUGCUUCCAAGUUCCUUUCGUGUUAUCGUCGUCCUGUGCCCCAGAGAGUCAAUGAUAUUGGGGUGUGGUAUAGAAUCCUGGACUCUAUUGGAAAAGUCAGCAUUAUUACAAAUGGUUUCAUAAUAGCGUUCACAUCCGAUUUUAUACCGCGUCUAGUCUACAAAUACACAGCGGGCACAUUGGACCAGUAUGUCAAUCACACUCUCACUGAUUUCAAUGUAACGGUGUUGGAAACACACCCUUUGAAGACAACGUAUAAUGGGAGUAUGUGCAGUUACCCAGGGUACUGGUCGUACAACGAAGGCGAUGAUUACCAGCACUCAAAUUGGUAUUGGCACGUGAUGGGUGCACGACUUGCCUUCGUUGUUGUUUUUGAGAACGUGGUAGCAUUGGUCAUGAUAAUCGUCCGUUGGGCUAUACCAGACAUGUCGGGAGAAUUGAGGGAUAGGAUCCGACGCGAGGCCUACGUCAUCAACAGUUUCAUAAUGGAGGAGACAAGAGCUCGCUCUCUCGCUCGCACACCUAUACCAAACCGCGUCAUGAGCGAGACGGGAAAUGGAAGACCUCAAGGUCACCGCAGUAAUAACACGGUUACGGUGACGCAGGGGAAUCAAACUGGAACCACAUAGCUGCCCUGUCUGGCUCUGACUUCGAUCUGGCUGCGCACGGGGAGCAUCUGGAUAUAAGAGAUCUGACACACGUCACCCAUCCAAACAGGGAUAAAACGCCGCCUGCGCAUGUCUAGUGUAGUUCGGUGUGAACUUGCAAAGUUGUGUUAAUUAUGGUAUUUUGGCAGUUUGAACUGUACUUUUUAAGCGGUUUCGGCAAGCUUACCACGUGAAUUAUCGACUUAAUUUGUUAGUUAUAAUGUUGUCAUCUUACUAUGAAUCUCAAUUUAUGGCGCUGAUGGCGCAAAUGGAAAUUAUGUGGUUCGAUAACAUCAUAUUGAAAUUAGGUUUGAAAUCGCAAUUGAAGAUAUGUGGUAAGAUAAGAUUUUUGUAGAUUCCGAUAAAAAGUAUCUUGUGUUGUCGCGCCAAUAAUUCACGAGACUCAUUAUUUAUAUUUGACAGGUUAAUCAAAGGGUCUUUCUAGCGCCACUGAAUUGUUAUAACUAAAACUUAAGUUCAUAUUUUACUAACUUAAUUACUAAACUGUUUUUAACGGUGUCGCUGCAUAAUUCAAUAUUUUAACAUUUUUUAUAUUAUUGUACUGUUAUAUGCUAUGGUAUCUAUUGCUAAGUGUUAUUAUGUAUAUUUACUAAAAUUUGUUUAAACCAUCAGUGCCGUAUAUACCUCGCAAGCACAAUGUAUAGUAAUUUUUCGUACUUUUAUUUAAUAUAAUUAAAUCAUAUAACAAUUUCUUCUAAGACUAAAUACUAUAUUUUAAUACGUUAAUAUAAAAAGUUUACACUAAAGUACAUGAAAUCAGUCAAACAAGUUCCUGUCUCGAAAUAUUUCGUGUACUUAAAAUCAUAUCAAAUAGUUUUUAUGCGAGACUUUCAUUUACAUGAAUAAAGGAACGUUAUUAUAAGCUACACAUUUAUACCAUUUGCGAAAUCCAUUAGCUCUCUUUGAAUUUUGCAGUACUUUUAUUAAAAAUUAUUUUAAAAAAUCAGAAAUGUUUCGGAGAUUUAGAACAUUAAUUUGCCAAAAAUGUUUUACCUAAGCUUAGCGAUGGUAAGUAUAAAUGAAUCUCACUUGAUUUUAAAUUAUAAUUUUAGAAAUAUAUCAAAUUACUGUUGCUUAAAGCCUUUUAUAUAUUAUGUAACUUAUCAAUGUUAUUCUGGGCACAAAACAAAGUUUUGUUAUAAAUCAUUUAAUCGAAGAUUUCUAGGCGUUGUGUAACUUCCAUGUGUUUGAUGUAAAUAUUAUUAUAAUAUAUUGUAGGACUUUUAAUAUUUUUGUUUUUAUACAAAAUGUUAUUUCACUUGAAAAAAAAACAAAAUCAUUAUCAAUAUACAAUUGAUUUAAAAAUAAAUCGAUACAGAUAUUUAUAAAACAAUAAUAUUAACCAAAUAACACAAUGUCGCGGUUUUUACUUUAGUUUGGUAUACUUAAUGCGUGAAAGAAUAUAGGCAAAAGACAUACAUAACUGUAAAGAUGUUUUACAUAAUCCCCUUUAUAAAUGAAAUUCUUUUAACGCUGUUUCAACUGAAGUACUGAUUCGUUUCUAUAUAAAAUAUACAUAAUAUAGAGUUCAUUACGAUAAAGUCACUUUUUGACAGAUCGAACGCUAUAUUCCAUACAUUUAGUGUAGUAGGUCUACUAUUAAAAAGUGAUAAACGCUUGCGUUACAUUUCGAACGAUAUAUUAUUGCGUUUAAUUCUAGUUUUCUAUACAAGUUUCUAAUUACUAUUCUAUUACGUUCACGACGUUAACGAGUAGUUUGUGUUACGUGUAACAGUUAUUAAAACAGCGUAAGAAGACUAAUUAUUUUUAAAAAUCAGGGGUGUAAUGUGGUGCUUUAACAAUAAACUUUCCAUAUGUACAAACACUAUAUAACCAUCUUUAUGUAAACAUCAGUAACUAGUCUUAACUAUCUCGAAAUCAUACUCAAAAUAAUAAAUGAUAUAAAAUCACAACUAGAUGGUAAAGGAAAUGAUGCACUUACUGAUAAUAAUUUUUGGCCAUCCAUAACUUUGAUUUCCGUUUUAUUAUUUGCGAUUGAUGAUUUGGCUGUGUUUAAAUUUUAAAUGCUAGGAAACAAAUAGUUGUUAGAUAUCUUACCUGUUUUGUUCGGUGGGGUUACGAGAGUUAUUGAAUUCCCACAUUUAUAUCAAGAUGUCCUAUUGCCCUAAAAUUACGAUAUACCAAUGUAUUUUCUUUAUUGUAAACGCCACGACUGUAAGAUAGGUUAGUGAUGCCAGUAGUGAGUCGCUUUUGAUGUUUACCAUUUAUGGAGUUUAAUGUACGCUUUAUAUUUACAUGUUCAAUAUAUGGAAAGUUGU